Molecule: messenger RNA, 2852 nt
Organism: Pseudopipra pipra
Lineage: Eukaryota; Metazoa; Chordata; Aves; Passeriformes; Pipridae
Gene: GAREM2
Product: GRB2 associated regulator of MAPK1 subtype 2
Exons: 6
Coding region: 74-2593 (839 amino acids)
Source: RefSeq, a predicted model, not a curated record
CCCCCGGCCCCGGCCCCGGCCCGGCGGCGGCGGCGAUGGAGCCCGGCCCGGGGCCGGCCUGAGCCGCGAUGCGAUGGAGAAGCUGGCGGCGGGGCUGGCCCGGCUCCGCUGGAGCCCCGCGGCGCUGCCCCUCGACGCCAUCGUGAGCCAGUGCCGCCUGCCCACCCUCGUCUGCCUCGGGCAGGGGGAGCGCGUGGAGGGGGUGACGGCCCAGGACGUGCUGCUGGUCCACUCGUGCCGGCAGUGGACCACGGUGACGGCGCACAGCCUGGAGGAGGGACACUACGUCAUCGGCCCCAAAAUCGACAUCCCGCUCCAGUACCCAGGGAAGUUCAAGCUGCUGGACCAGGACCGGGACAUCCGUGAGCCUGUGCAGUACUUCAACAGCGUGGAGGAGGUGGCCAGCACCUUCCCAGACCGCAUCUUCGUCAUGGAGGCCAUCACCUUCAGCGUCAAGGUGGUGUCGGGGGAGUUCAGCGAGGACAGCGAGGUUUACAACUUCACGCUGAACGCGGGGGACGAGCUGACGCUGAUGGGGCAGGCGGAGAUCCUCUGCGCCAAGACCGUGAAGGAGAAGUCGCGCUUCAACACCCUCCUGCGCAAGCUGGGCAAGGCGGCGCCGGCGGCGGGGGCGCGGCAGGUGAAGGGCAAGAUGCCGUGUCUGAUCUGCAUGAACCACCGCACCAACGAGAGCCUGAGCCUGCCCUUCCAGUGCAAGGGCCGCUUCAGCACGCGCAGCCCGCUGGAGCUGCGGCUGCAGGAGGGCGAGCACACCAUCCGCAGCAUCAUCGAGAAGGUGCGGCUGCCCGUGAACGUGGCCGUGCCGAGCCGGCCCGCCCGCAACCCCUACGACCUGCACGCCAUCCGCGAGGGGCACUGCUACAAGCUGGUCAGCAUCAUCUCCAAGACGGUGGUGCUGUGCUGCAUCCUGCGCCGCGACGAGCUGGUGCCCUUCCACUUCCUGCUGCUGACCGACAUGCCCCGCUUCCAGCUGCCCGAGGGGCUGCUGGCCGGGGACCCGCAGCUGGAGAAGCUGCUGCGGGACAGCGCCGCGUAUUGCCAGGACCGCUUCAACCCCGACGAGUACUCGCGGGCCGUGCGGGAGGCCAAGCCGGACUUGCUGGAGGAAUGUGCCAGCCCGCGGCGCCUGCGGCUCUGCCUGCCCGCCUGCGCCCGCGACGAGCUCAGCCAGCCCCUCCAGCGCCUCUCCCUCUGUGCCUGCGGCUCCCGGGAGCCUCCCCGGGAGCCCCUCGCCCGCUGCCACGGACCGCGGGGCCUCGGCGGGGCCGCCCCCCGCCCGCCGCUGCCCGACUUCCCCGACCCCGACCGCGAGUACAUGACGCCCGACUGGGCCGAGCCCGAGUUCAGGACUCAGGAGCCGCUGGAGAUCCCCUACGAGGAGCUCUGGAGCAAUCCCGGCCCGGAGGGUUGCUGCGAGCUGGGCGGCACCGGCGGCCGGCCGGACCUGGUGUCCUUCGGGGCCGUCCCCGCGCUGAGCCCCGCGCACCGCCCCGGGGACGAGCCCCGCGGGGACACCCCGCCCCCGGUGCCACCCAAAUCGGAGGCGGUGAAGGAGGAGUGCCGGCUGCUGAACGCGCCCCCCGUGCCGCCCCGGGGCAGCCGCGCCCCGGGCCCCUGCAGCCCCCCGGCCCCGCUGCGCUGCCCGAAGCUGGCAGCGCCCGCGCCCUCGCCCAGCCCCAGCCUCUCCUACUACUCCUCGGGGCUCCACGACGGGUCGGCCCCGCGGAGCGGCAGCGGUUCGCCCUCGCCCGACGCCUACUCCCUGUACUGCUACCCCUGCACUUGGGGCGACUGCAAGGCCGGGGAGCCCCCCGGGCGCCCGCUGCCCCCCGCCGCGGCCCAGCCGCCGCCCGGCUCCUGGUCCGAGCCCUGGGCAUACGCCGAGCCGGGCGCCGGGGCGGGCAGCGCCUGCUCCACGCCGCUGCCGGGGGCCGACCCGCCCCUGAAGCCCUUCCGCAGCUGCCCCCGCCUCAAGCCCCCGCACCCCCAAAAGCGCUUUGCCCCCUUCGGGGCCCUCAACCCCUUCGCCGGCCCGGCCGAGUGGCCGGAGAGCCCCGAGUGGUCCAAAGCACCUUCGGCCCCGGCCGUCCCCCCCUCCUCCUCCUCGCCGGAGCCCUUCGCCCCCCUCGAGGAGCCGGCGGCCCCUCCGCGGCCCCCCAAGGGUUUGGACGGGGACGGCAUCGUCAUCCGGGGGGCGUCCCCGCUGUCCCCCGCCGUCCUGCGCGGGGCCGAGGGCGUGGCCCGCCUGUACCUGGCCCAGGGCGUCAUCGAGGUGCCGCCGGCGGCGCGGGGGGACGGGGGGGCCUCGGCGGCCGCCCCCCGGCCCGGCGGGGACGGCCCGGCCUGGCUGCCCCCCGCCGACCUGUCGGCCCUGUCGCUGGAGGAGGUGUCCAAGUGCCUGCGCUUCAUCGGCCUCUCCGAGGACGUCGUGAGCUUCUUCGCCCGCGAGCGCAUCGACGGCAGCAUCUUCGUGCAGCUCAGCGAGGAGAUCCUGGCCGACGACUUCCGCCUCACCAAGCUCCAGGUGAAGAAGAUCAUGCAGUUCAUCAAGGGCUGGCGCCCCAAGAUCUAACCCCGCGCUGGGGACCCCCUGCCCCGGGAGGUCCCCGAGGCGCUUGGACCUCGCCCCGUUCCUGUCCCUGCUCCGAUGGGGCGGCGUCAGGGGGUUCUCCUCCCCCAGAAGCUCGGCCCCAUUGCCCAGCCCUCCCCCCUUCCCAUUUUAACACUGGACAGUAAUUUUGGCCCCAACGGGCUGGAAAACACUGGAUUUUGCGUUGACUGGUUUAACUUAAUCCUUGUGGAUUAGCACAAUAAACGUACGGGAGUAACGA